AUGGACCUGGAACCAACCAAAAACGCCAACAUUGGCAUCACGACCCAUAGCGUCGCCAGCAUCGACCUCGAUGCCAGCCCAUAUAUCCCUCCACCUCCAACUGAAUGGACCAUAGAGGAGGAACAGCGAGAGUAUGAGAGAAAGUCACGCGACAAAGCCUCACGAUGGCUCAACAGACAAGACAGCUCCCGGCCAGCUCCGGGUGCCAUCAUCAACUCUCUCCCUUUGGACGAGCGUAUGCGCCAUAACGGCGAGAUUGUAGGCCUAGUCGACACUGUUCUGCCUCAGACAUCCCACUCCGACGCUAGCAAACUCAAGCCUUCGUCCAUCCAGGCCCCUACUGUCUUUGCUUUUGCAGCCCACCGCAAUCACGACGGAAACACCUUCCAAGAUCGCCUGCUGGGUUCCAAUGCUGCAUUCCAAGCUCCCGAGUCUACGCCGUCUUUCUCCGACCGCAACUCGAAAUACCAUGAUACAGGGCAUCAUGACGAGGGCAGGCCACCAGACACAUUUGGCAGUGAUAGAGGGCACGCAAGCUUGUCUCUUCAGACGACCCCUCCAACUCGCGGGGUCAAGGAGGAACACUCCCCCCACCCUGGGCUACACCAGGUUCACUGGGCUUCGACCAACCCAUCGGAGACGGAUACUUGUUCUAUUACAAGGAAGCAGCCAAAGCGCCAGAACAGCCGCUUAACGGAUGACGAACAGGGCACCAGGCGACGGCAGAAGCGACACAGAACAGGGCGUCGCUUGCCGAGAGCCUCGCCAGCAGUUCCGGGCCCAGCCAACUCGUCUCGACAAGCAGCAAAUCGCAUCCCACAAACGGUUCCUGGGAGGUCUCGACAACAAACCCAAAGAGAACCUCAGUCUCACCCUGAUCCCGGGCCCUCCAACUCAUCAAGUUUCCAAGAUGACCGAGUUGAGUGCAGCCCAGACUGUCAAUUUUCAGAAAAGAACUUUGUUGGCUCCGAAGAAACCUGCUUCUUUUGGUUGCACGACAACGCCAAAUACUCGACUUCCGGCAGGACUGCUUGUCAAGGACGAAAGAUUGAGAUUUCCCACAUCGUCACACAUGCCGUCGAUCAUCAUGGGCUUAUCCGGGCUAGAGACCCGAGAUAUGGUAAUCGCGCAUAUCUGAUGAGCUGCCAGCUGUACGACCCGGGGACCAAAGCGACAGGAAACUGUACCACGUGCAAGUCUCUUCAUGAGUGGGGGGAGGUCAACUUUGAUGACCCAGAACAUCAUGGCACGGCCCUCUGCUUGCGCUGCUGGUGCGGUUUUUCCAAGAGAGAGAUGAAGGCACACCUCGCUGGACCUUUAUGCUCGUACAUGGCAGAGCAGCCAAAGUCGACGAAGGUGUAUAUUCUGUACACUACCUUUUGCUCCAAGGAUGACCCUCCAAGCGCGCCUCCCAAUUUUGAUACACCGAGCCACGGCCGAAGACCACCAAAGGGUCGAAACCGAUCGGCCGCGAGAGAGCCGCAGCCGAAACAAGGACGCAACCAGCGGAUCGGUCAACAAACUCCGCAAGAAUCGUCCAACGGGAACCAAUUUCGCUCCCUACAACCGACGGGCAAGUCAAACAAGUCAGCAACUUCCCGACGACCGGGAGCAUUACACCUAGAGGUACCUGCGCAGAAUCCUCCACGACUCUCAACACCAGCCCAAAGGCCCCCUUCACAGUCUUCGCUCUCCCUCAGCCCUUCAUGGAGGCAGGCAGCCACUCGAAGCUUCCAGUCCCAAUCUCCUCUUCCCGAUGAGAUCUAUCGCCAGUUGAGCUAUCAAGACCUGACCAACCAGCAGCCGUUUGGCAAUCUUAUGUACACUGGCAACCUUCAAGAAUCUGGUAUGCCUCAGAUCCAGACGACAACUCCAAUUGACAAUUUUGAUCUGGCGCUACGGCUCGAAUCAUUCUUCCAACGCACUCCUUCACAAGCCACUGCCUCGCAGGUUCCGUCUACUCUGGGAGAGCCUUUGCCCAUACCUUCACCUGAUAUGGACGAGCCCAGAUAUUUGUUGCUUGAUCCGGACGACGACGACGACGACCCCUUCCAGUACAUCGGGUCCAAUCCUGCGCUUCAGGAAUCUGUUGGCCGACAAGAUGCCCCCGUUCGUCAACAGACUCUGCGUCCUCAGAACUCGUCGCUUAAUGGCUUGAUACCAUUCGGUCAACAGAUCAAGAUUGAGCGAGACUCAGCGUAUGAGUCAGGACAAGCCAAUACGGAGCCGGACGACAGUCUGAAAGCAAUGUAUCAAUCAGCUGAACCAGACAGCAUGGAAAUAGAUGAGAGCCUUGGUCCAGAUCUUACGAAGUGGUUUGACUUCGAUAAGUAUGAGGAAACAUCGUUUACCGAUCAAAGGUUUUUUUGA
This is a messenger RNA of Fusarium vanettenii 77-13-4, 2370 nucleotides long. RefSeq lists its product as uncharacterized. The record is from RefSeq and is a predicted model, not a curated record. The coding region runs from base 1 to 2370 and encodes 789 amino acids. The transcript is spliced from 2 exons. NCBI's taxonomy places the organism in Eukaryota, Fungi, Ascomycota, Sordariomycetes, Hypocreales, Nectriaceae.